Daucus carota subsp. sativus is the source of this 498-nucleotide messenger RNA. Its product is annotated as probable phospholipase A2 homolog 1. NCBI's taxonomy places the organism in Eukaryota, Viridiplantae, Streptophyta, Magnoliopsida, Apiales, Apiaceae. The record is from RefSeq and is a predicted model, not a curated record. The transcript has 5 exons. Gene Ontology annotation, molecular function: A2-type glycerophospholipase activity; lipid binding; calcium ion binding. Gene Ontology annotation, biological process: phospholipid metabolic process; pollen tube growth; arachidonate secretion. The coding region runs from base 1 to 498 and encodes 165 amino acids.
AUGGUAACUGAUAUUCAGUAUCCUGCUCGCAGAACAGAACAAGAUCGUAGAAUGCUCAGCCGCAAUUUUCCGGCAAGAUCAUCAGUUGUAUUCAUACCUACAAUCCUCAUCUUCUCCAUCCUCUUCCAAAUCGGAGAAUCCAAUGACAAUUCACAGGAGGUGACAUGCAGUACAACAUGUGUGGCUCAGAAUUGUGAUACCAUUGGGAUAAGAUAUGGUAAGUAUUGUGGAGUUGGAUGGUCAGGAUGUCCCGGUGAGAAGCCUUGUGAUGACCUCGAUGCUUGUUGUAAGGUUCACGAUGAUUGUGUUGGACAAAAAGGCAUGAAUAACGUAGAAUGCCAUCAGAACUUCAGGCACUGCAUAAAGAAAGUACAAAAAUCUGAAAAGCGUGGGUUUUCGGAAGUGUGUCCUGUUGAUGUGGUUGUGCCUACAAUGGAUCAGGGUAUGGAAAUUGCUAUUAUGUUUAGCGAGUUUGGUAAUUCCAAGCUUGAACUUUGA